Molecule: messenger RNA, 1491 nt
Organism: Aspergillus puulaauensis
Lineage: Eukaryota; Fungi; Ascomycota; Eurotiomycetes; Eurotiales; Aspergillaceae
Exons: 6
Coding region: 1-1491 (496 amino acids)
Biological process (GO): transmembrane transport; dipeptide transport; allantoate transport
Cellular component (GO): plasma membrane
Molecular function (GO): allantoate transmembrane transporter activity; dipeptide transmembrane transporter activity
Source: RefSeq, a predicted model, not a curated record
AUGGCACCAUCUGAGAAGGAAGGGAUCGAGCAGGGUGGGACGGCUGUCCACGCGGAAGACAUUAUGAAGGAGAGCACCAACUACACUCUCCCGCCGGAGGAGAGCAAGUCUCUUCUUCGAAAGAUAGACAGAUGUCUUCUACCCGUCAUGGCCGUAUCAUACUUCUUCCAAUUCCUAGACAAGAUGGCUCUUACUUCCACGGCCAUUCUCGGAAUCCGCGAAGACCUCAACCUUACAGGAGGACAGUAUUCUUGGGCUGGCGGAAUCUACUAUAUCGGAUACCUCAUCGCAUCGUACCCAGCCGGUGCGCUGAUGGUACGUUGGAAAGUCGGCAAGACAAUUGCGACCUCGGUGCUCGUCUGGGGCGGGAUCCUUAUGUUCACGGCCUUGUCCUUUAACGGCGCAGGUCUACUGGCGACCCGUUUCAUGCUCGGAGUUGCAGAAGCUGUGAUUGCCCCAGGUCUGACUAUUGUCAUUUCCAUGUGGUAUAAACGCGAGGAGCAGCCCCUUCGCCACGCUGCUUGGUUCAUGGGGAACACUUUUGCUGGCAUUUUCGGUAGCCUCAUCCAAUACGGCAUUGGGCACAUACAAACAAUUGCACCCUGGAAGGCCGUCUUCUUAAUUCUCGGCGCAAUCACUGUCUCGUGGUCUGUUGGUGUUUUCUUCCUUCUGCCAGACACCCCCAUGGACGCCUGGUUUCUGAGCCAGACAGACCGCAGCAAAGCAGUCGCACGGGUGAACGAGAACUUGACCGGUAUUAAGAGCAACGAAUUCAAAUGGGCGCAGUGCUUCGAAGCACUGAGGGACCCAAAGACAUGGUUUAUCUUCUGUAUCCAAAUGGCCUCUAACAUUCCCAACGGCGGCGUCACUACUUUCAGUGCAAUUGUCAUUAAAGGGCUCGGGUUCAGCACGUUCAAUACCCUGCUCCUGAACUCCGUCAGCUAUAUCCUGCAGCUGAUCAUGGUUUUACUGUGCACAAUAGGCAGCACCUAUCUCCCCAACACACGGACCUACUUCAUGGCGUUUAACUACGCAGUCGCCCUGGUUGGAGCUGCCAUGGUGCGCGAGCUUCCAGAGUCACAGAAAUGGGCCCGAUUUGCCGGCACAUGUCUACUGACGGGAUACUCCGCGAGCUUUCCACUGAAGAUGGCUCUGAUGUCUGGGAACUUUGCAGGCUUUACAAAGAAGACUACUGUAUACGCUAUCAGCUUCAUAGGCUACUGCGCCGGCAACAUCAUUGGACCGCAGCUAUUCUUUGCCCAUGAAGCGCCAACGUACACCUCAGCAUUUCUCGCCAUGAUGAUAUGUCCGUCUAUCGGAAUUGUCCUCGCCCUUGCCUUCCGAGUAUACCUCAUCUGGAUCAACCGGUGCCGCGAUAAGGCUGCUGGGGGUUCAGGUCCGGUGGAUACUACUGAUCUCCAGACGGGGAUUGCUCUGAAUCUUAUGGAUAAGACGGAUUUGGAGAUGCCUCAGUUUAGAUAUGUUUAUUAG